CUCACCUUGUCGCACAAUUUUAGACCCUUCGUCGAUUCCUGAAUAGACGGACCUUGGCCAUAGAGGACGAGUGCAGCGGUAUGAGCAAAAAGUUCAAAUCGCAGGCCUCCAGCGCUCGUGCCGCUUCUGCUGCCUUCGGAUCGUCCUCGUUCGGUGGCUUCGCUACGCCUCCGACAGCCUUUCAGACUGCACCCUCUUCCCUUUCAUACAUCGCCGAACAACCAGACCUGACCGCAAUCUCGGAUCCUCAUCUUUUAGUCGCCUUCAGAAAUUUAGGAAAGAAGGACAGCAUAACCAAGGCCAAAGCUCUUGAGGAGAUACAGGACUAUGUUGGAAGUGCGGCAGCCUCCAGCGGAGGGGAUGCUGGCCUGCUAGAAGCAUGGCUCAGCCUUUACCCGCGUACCUCGAUCGACAAUUCGCGACGAGUUCGCCAGCUUGCACAUAUCAUCCAGGGGUCUAUCACUUCCCUGUAUGGAAAACGAAUCGCACCCUCUCUACAGCGAGUAAUCGGACCGUGGCUUUCCGGCGUCUAUGACAGUGACACAUCUGCUGCAAGGGCUGCGCAAGAUUCUAUCGCUUCGUCGUUUUCAACAGAUGAGAAGAGGCGGGCUUUAUGGAAGGUGUACAACACGACUCUGAUCGACUACGUUGAAGAUGCAAUAUUCGUCCAAACACCGAAUACCUUGAGUGAUGAGCGGUCAACCACUCCAGAAGAUGCCGAAGCAAAGUUUGUUCGCGUUGUCGGCAAUGCGAUGUACAUGUUGAGCCAGGUUAUCAAAACAAAUUUGUCUGGUACCCAGGCCGAGCAGUCAGGUCUUCGUGAACGUACUGAGACCACAGUACGGAACAAGAAGCUUUGGGAACACUCCUAUCAUGAUGAUCCCGCACUGCGUCGGGCUGCGUGUAGUUUGGCCCUAGUCUGUUCCCAAGUCUUGCCUUCGGCUCUGGACUGGAAAGUCGUAAGCUCUUGUUUCGUGGGCAAAGCCCUACAUGUCAGUCAAUUAGGCUCUUCAGGUCGGUUCUCAGAAGCCAUCUUGGCCCUGACAACAGCACGACCCGAGAUCUGGACAACGGACUACACCUCCAAGACUUCGGCGUUCAAACGACUUCUCCAGUAUCUCAGACGCGGAUCCCAGAGAGGUUCGGCAGAUUACUGGACCAACCUUUCCCGUCUACUGUUGAAACUUCCUUCGGAGCUGUUGUUUGGAGGCAAUAAUACAGGCGCAAACGAUCUACCCGCCAUUGAGGCUGUCGUAGAGGCAGUAAGAGAGGGUGUUUCCAAUGCAGACGAGCCCCGACAGAACCUCGAUACCGCAUGGUCAGUCUAUGUACAGAUCUCAUUCUGGCUAAUGGAGAACGUCAAUCAAGAAGACGCCCAGUCGACUUUCUUCUCUCAGCAUUUGCUCCCACUUCUCCUCCGACAUGUAUUCCCCAUCCCUCAAGAAGCCUCUAGGGGUAUACCCCCUGCGACUAGCACGAAGAUUUCAGAUACAGUGCUUCUAGAGGCUCUUGAACGGGGCUUAAGAACUAGCUUUGAAACUGCCUGGGGCCAGUUGUGUUCAAAAUUGGUUGAUAACAUGAAAUUGUCAUUACCAGAAUCUUCCAAAGAUUUCACCAAAUCCCAGGACAAUGUGAUUGCGCAGGCAACACGGCUGUUUGAGCUCAAAGCGGCUGUACUGCGGACCAACUCUCUUGAUUCUACAACUCAGGCCUUUGUCAAGGAAGUAUUUGAGGCUGAAGAUAGGAAGUUAGCCAUCGCUGCCAUCGACGUACUAAAAUCUCGUAACGGCAAGCCCUAUGGAGCUGCCUUUACACUUCGAGACGUGGCCUCGCUCGAUGAUUCCUCGGCUACAAGAGACCUGCUGGUGAAUUUCCUACAAUCUGAUGGCCUGGAUCUGUUGAGCAGCCCUUCAGCCGAGUUCCUAGCGGCUCUGAUGCUUCGUCUAAAUCAAGAUCUGGCAUCGAUAAUCUCACGUCUACUACAUUUCGACGAAAACAUGUUCGCGACUAAAGCCAUGGCAAGUCUUUUAAAAGAAAUAUCAGCGCCCGAGUUCUCGAAGCACGAGAAUUUACAGCUUUUUAUUCUAGAAAAGAUUUCUCGGGGCGCAGGCGGCGACCUUGAUCGGGACUUGAUAUCAACGGUGUUUCAGAAUCCUCAACUUCGGUCUUCCCGGUUCGAUCAACUCUGCAAUGACAAGAUACUUGAGCAGCUAUCUCCAGAGACAAUUCCAGCCCUACAGCGUGCUACUCUUGGCCUACUGAUCCACCUAUUGAGCAGCAUGACUCCCAAGUCGCAACCCUUCUCAGAACAGUUCGACAGUAGUCUCCUCUCCAGAGUUCUCCUGCUGUCUGAUUCUGACGACACAGGCACUGCCGAGCUUGCUGCAUCCCUAUUAUCAAGGCUCAGAAGCGCAUCUUCGGGUUCCAGUUCCGUGGCUGAAUCAGCUACGAUAGUCGUAUCCGAUCAACUCUCCGGAAAAGGCAUUCCCCUUUCAAUCUUCGCAUUGAUCGAUCUCGCCAAGGAUAUUCUUAAAGACAUAAAAUCAGAUCAGUCUGGGACUGAACUACUUCCAUCCGAAUCACAGUGGAAAAGUGCACUAGAACCGCAUCUGUCAGGGCGGCGACCACGUUCCCUGACGAUCACCAGCGCGCUCCAUGGCUUAUUGUAUUUGGUUGAUGAUAGCCCGGAACCUCGAUCCUCGGAAGUGCUGCGCGAUGCGGAUGACUUCUCUCUCCUAUUCAGACUCGUCUUAUAUUCGACCCGUCUCCUUAGUGAGUCUAGUAUACUAACUCGCGUUCAUGGGGCGGAUCUGCAGACGUUAUAUUUCUUCUACGUGUUAUCAAUGCAGCUGGUCAAUGAAAAAAUGACAAUGGAAUCGGCGAACGACAUUUGGUUGAAUACCAACCAGGAUGUUAUUGACGAAGUUGCCGACACACUCUCUCAAGGGAAUGGAUUGAUCCAACAAUGGAUCAAGGAUGACAGCCUCAUGAAAUUGUGGAUGCAACGCAUUCGGUCCGUCAAUGAUUUGACCCCUUGCUCUUACCUUCAGGGGUUGGCAUUCACGGACGUUGCAUCACGCUUCGUGGACAGCCAUGGAACUGCUCUAAUCAUGGCUGAGUUCGAGGCAGAGAUAAAAGAGGCAUACCGAUCGCCAGGCUUGAUACGCUCCGCAUGCUUAAUAUCUUCUUGUCGCGAUCAGCUCCUCACUUCGGCUCAGGGCCGUAGGCUGCUCAACGAGCUUGUUGCUGCAUGCACAGACAUGAAGACUUCUGCAUACUCAAUCGCGUCGAUGCGAAGCUUAGUUUUGCUAGACUUGUUGGUCAACAGCGACCCGGAGCCUUUGGAGGCUAUUCCGAACCAAAGAAUGGUGUUUCUGAUGCAAGCACUUAUACGACUUCUGGAUGCUUCUUCGGAUGAUCUUUCUCUGCAGACUCAGGUCUUGAGGGUUCUGGAUCCAGUAUUGCCUACUACCAGCGACAUUUAUGGAGAGCACUGGGAGCAAAUGUUUGACUACCUGGUCGCACUUUGGCACGAGGAACGUAAUCUAGAGGAUGACCUGCCAUUAAUCCACGCGUCACUGCGACUUUACGGGCGACUCCAAACUCUGGCAAAAAGCGACGACUGCAAUGAGGACCUUUCGGACGCAUACAAGACCGCUAAGGCAUCGCUCGAGGGAGGGCUCCUUGAUUGUCUACAGAGUUUCCAUGUUUCCGAUGCGCAUCUCAAUCAGCCUCGUCUGAUCGCUGCAGAACUACUUCGUAGGCAACUCGCACAGGUCUCGGUGCUUCAUGACCCAACUCUUUACUCAUUCCUCUCCUCGACAGAGGACCCAGUCCGACGCAGUGCCUACGAUUUGCUCCAUCGCUCCAUUCCGAAAGCUCAGGAGCAAAUCUCAAUUGACAUAGCUUUGGAAAAGAAGGAUGCUCAUCUGCCCGAAGAGCUCUUGUCCCUACUGUCGAAUGUUCCCACGAAUCAAGAAUCCGGUGGCACGAUUCGACAGAGCUAUCUGCUUCAGUGGCGGCUGGCCUUCGAUCACUUCACCAAUGCUUCCUACAGACUCCAGGAAAUGUAUGUGGCGGAUAUCAAGAGAGGAGCCCUUAUCACGGCUCUGCUCGAUCUCAUUUGUGAAAUAUGUCGCAUCGCUAGCGGGAGGCCACUAGAUGCCUCCAAAGCAGAUUUUACCAACUUUGAAUAUGGCGUAGCCGAAUCCGAACAGCAAGAAGAGCAACGACUAAGUAUACACCUUUACUAUUGCUGUUUAUUCUAUCUUCCCAGUCUUACGCGAAGUUGGUUCGUGGAGCAGAAGAAUAGAAUUAAGGCGCCGCUGGAGGGCUGGACGCAGAAAUACUUCUCGCAGUCUUUGAUCUCUGCCGCAUCCUCAACAGUCACUGAGUGGGCGACAUCCCAAUCGCAAGAUGAAAGAGAAGCGACGGUCAGUGUCAAAACGUCAAUGAGUGGAUCAGAAAUUGUGGCAUCAAUUGUCAUCGACCCGGAAUCCCCUCCCAUUGCGAUCGCCAUUUCUCUACCUUCGACUUACCCUCUCGAUGCCCCUACGGUGGAGUCUCGGACUCGCGUUGGGGUGUCGGAGAGGAACUGGCAAUCGUGGCUCAGAACCUUCCAGAUCAUCAUUUUCAGCAGUGGAAGCAUCAUUGAAGGCCUCAUCGCUCUCCGUCGAAAUGUCCAGGGUGCUUUGAAAGGGCAAAGUGAAUGUGCGAUUUGCUACAGCAUCAUCGGUACCGACAUGCAAACUCCCAGCAAGCGUUGCGGCACUUGUCGCAAUACUUUCCAUGGUGUCUGUUUGUUCCGAUGGUUCAAGAGUUCCAAUAGCUCAAGCUGUCCGCUUUGUCGAAACAACUUCAACUAUGCUUGAGGGGGGCAACUGAACACUGAGCCAAGUUGUGAAGUUUGGCUAGCUACUUGGUAACUGAACACCAUACGACAAGCGGAGUUGUCGCAUAACUUGGGCGUCUGCUCAUGACUUCGUGGGGCUUCGAGAGAAGGAUGAACUUCCCUGGGACUAGAUAUGUAGACAUCAAUCAAAGCCGAGGACCAGCAUGGUCUUCACGGCAGAUGAUGACACUUCAAAAGUUCAUGAGGGUCGGGACAAUAGCGAAUACUAUUACUUGUAUCUCUU
Exophiala oligosperma is the source of this 5135-nucleotide messenger RNA. RefSeq lists its product as uncharacterized. The record is from RefSeq and is a predicted model, not a curated record. The coding region runs from base 81 to 4871 and encodes 1596 amino acids. Gene Ontology annotation, molecular function: ubiquitin protein ligase activity; zinc ion binding; ribosomal large subunit binding. Gene Ontology annotation, biological process: rescue of stalled cytosolic ribosome; ribosome-associated ubiquitin-dependent protein catabolic process. The transcript is spliced from 2 exons. Gene Ontology annotation, cellular component: RQC complex; cytosol. NCBI's taxonomy places the organism in Eukaryota, Fungi, Ascomycota, Eurotiomycetes, Chaetothyriales, Herpotrichiellaceae.